Molecule: messenger RNA, 1971 nt
Organism: Astyanax mexicanus (Mexican tetra)
Lineage: Eukaryota; Metazoa; Chordata; Actinopteri; Characiformes; Acestrorhamphidae
Gene: pkdccb
Product: protein kinase domain containing, cytoplasmic b
Exons: 7
Coding region: 177-1571 (464 amino acids)
Biological process (GO): protein phosphorylation
Molecular function (GO): ATP binding; non-membrane spanning protein tyrosine kinase activity
Source: RefSeq, a predicted model, not a curated record
UACAGUAGUUUAUUUAGUCACUCACGCGCGCGUACGUGCACAGGACACUACGACUGCACUAUUGCACAACUGCCGCACAACUGCCGCUAACUGAAGCAUGAAGGAUCCGAUUGAGGAAACAGCGGGAGAUCAGUGGAAACUUUUCUGAAGAUACAAAUAAUCUGUAAAUUCAGGACAUGUCUUCCACCAGAACCCUGUUCCUGGUCUCGUCCUGCCUCGCUUUAACCCUCAUCUCUCUAACUCUGGUUCUGAAGAAGUGGCACCUGGGUCUCAGAGAGGAAGGAGGAGGUGAUGAUGGUCCUGAUGCAGAUCUGAAAUUGGAUUUAACCUCUGAGAAACUGAUCCAGCAGCUCAGAGAAAGACAACAGGAGCUUCUUCCAUUUUAUCUGAAUUCUACUGGAGAUCAGACAGGGAAUGAGACUCUGAAUGAGGAGGUUUUGGGUUCUGAACAGGGGAUUGGCUGCAGUGAUUUGAGUGGGAUGACAGUGGUGGAUCUUCUCGGUUCAGGAUACACUAAAACAGUGCUGAAGGUUCUCACUCAGCAAGGAUCUGCCGUGGCUCUGAAAUCCGUGAACGAGCAGGGAUCAGAUAUGAGGACCUGCCUGGAGGACUUCCGAGAUCCUCAGGGCUGUCAGGAGCUGGUCUCCUUCAAACUGAGGAAGGAGGUCAUCCUCCUGCAGAGGCUGAAGCAUCCCAACAUCGUGGAGCUGAGAGGUCAGUGCCGGGAGAGCGGGCUGGUGGGGGGGAUGGUGGCGGUGCUGGAGCCGGGGACGCCCCUGCAGAUGAUCCAGCUCCUGCAGAGCCCCUGGGAGGAACGCUUUCGGGUGUGUCUGGGUGUGGUCAGGCUCCUGCAGUACCUGUCCCGCUCUCCUCUGGGCUCCGUGGCUCUGCUGGACUUCCAGCCCCGUCAGUUCAUCACGGUGUCGGGCGAGCUGAAGCUGACGGAUCUGGACGACGCCGUGGUGAGAGAGCCGAGCUGCCGGAUCGACUCAGACUGCCUCCUGCAGUUCCCGCUCCGCAACUUCACCCUGCCCUGCUCCUCCAGCGGCGUCUGUGAGGGACUCAACCAGCUGAGGAACCUGUACAACGCCUACAGAUAUUUCUUCAUCUAUCUGCUGCCUCAUCAAGCUCCCGCCCUGCUGAAACCUCUAGUGGAAGAGAUAAUGAACACCACGGGGGAGCUGAAGAAGAAUGUAGAAGAAACUCUGGAGGACUUUGAAAAGGUUUUGCAUGAAUACAAGUCUGGGCUUCAUCUGCAGAACCUGCAGCCCUCAGUCAUUAAAGAUUACGCUGUAGUGAGGGGCGUGAAGACGGCGGGGGAUAUGGAUUACAGAUGCUGGCCGUCGUACGAGCAGCAGGCCUGUGUGCUCUCUGUUCACAACGCCCUGGAGGCUGCUCACAUCUGCAGCUCUCACCCACAAUGCACCAGCUUCUCCCUCAGCCGCCAGAGAACAUGGACAGGUCGACGUCUCGCCUCCUUCAGGAGCGGAUUCAGCCAGAUGCUUCCAGAUGUGAACUCCACGCUCUACAUGAGGAGCCAAGCCGGGGUCUCAACUGCUGCACAGCUUUAGAGGAGAAAAGAGAGAGAAGAAAGAAAGAAAGAAAGAAGAAAAAAGAGAAAGAAAGAGGACGGGGAGGGAGGGGGAGGAGUCUGAAGGGAAUGAAUGUGAUGUAUUUAUAGGCAUCUCAAUCAAAGGACGUUUGAUCUUCCUGCCAAUCCGACGCUCCGCUGCCAACAGGAGUUUAAAAGGAUUAUUUCCCUUCAGGUAUAAUAAUUAAAUUAUUACUCCUCUAUCAGAGAAGAAGAAACACCUCCUCCUUCUCUGUGUUUCCCCCUCGUCUCUGCUGUGUCUCUGCUGUGUUUCUGCUGUGUCUCUGCUGUGUUUGUUUGGCACAGUUGAAUGAAAGGACACUGAGGCUGUUCUGCGCUGUGUAGAGAACGCAGGAGGAAAGAAAGAAAGAAAGAAAGAA